AUGUUCGACGGCAAGAUUGGUAUGUGGCCGGCGGUCAAGUACCUUCCAGCGGCUCGUUCGUCUCGCAACCGACCUGCUGGCACGAUAGUGACGACUUUGGCCAACGUUGACGCUACCUUGUACCGCGACUACGUCAUCACACGUGUUAUUCCCGCUAUCAAGGAGAAGUUUCCGAGUACUCACAAGCAUGUCAUUCUCCAGCAGGACAACGCGACGCCCCAUGCUGCCAUCACAGACGAAGUCUUGUCGCAUGUGUCGACCGACGGAUGGCACUUCAUCUGGGCUUGUUUUCGUCGAUUCAAGCUCUACAAUAAGGACGAAGUCGAGAAACUGCAGAAUGUGUUCCUGACGUACCAGGCUGUGAUGAGACUUGUGCUGGAACAUCAUGGAAACAACCAAUUUCGCUUACCUCGGAAGGGAAAAGAUGCUUUGCGACGAGCUGGCGCCCUCAUGGCGAAUGUGUCCUGCCCUGCGGCGCUUGUGACCUGA
This is a messenger RNA of Aphanomyces invadans, 489 nucleotides long. RefSeq lists its product as hypothetical. The record is from RefSeq and is a predicted model, not a curated record. Gene Ontology annotation, molecular function: nucleic acid binding. Lineage: Eukaryota; Oomycota; Saprolegniomycetes; Saprolegniales; Verrucalvaceae. The transcript has 3 exons. The coding region runs from base 1 to 489 and encodes 162 amino acids.